Messenger RNA from Argentina anserina (silverweed cinquefoil), 390 nucleotides. RefSeq names its product heavy metal-associated isoprenylated plant protein 19-like. The transcript has 3 exons. NCBI's taxonomy places the organism in Eukaryota, Viridiplantae, Streptophyta, Magnoliopsida, Rosales, Rosaceae. The record is from RefSeq and is a predicted model, not a curated record. Gene Ontology annotation, molecular function: metal ion binding.
AUGGGGAAGAAGAAAAAUGAGCAAGAAAUUAAACAUGUCGUUGCAGAAUUCAAAAUCCCAAUGCACUGCAAUGCAUGUGAAAGAAUAGUUGUCAAAACCCUAUUGAAGAUCAAAGGGGUGGAGAGGAUUGCAACAGACAUGAACAAACACAAGGUUAUGGUAACGGGAAAGAUCGACCCGGAAAAGGUUUUGAAUAAACUGAGAAAAAAAACUAGGAAGAAAGUAGAAAUAAUUGAUGACAAAGAAUAAGACUUAAAAGAUGCGUCUGAUGAAGGAAACUUAUCAAGAUCAUUUAUUAGUCAUCCACUAAUUCUUGAUUGCUGUAAAGAAAGUGAACAAUUACUUAUGAUGUUUAGUGAUGAGAAUCCAAAUGCUUGUUCCAUAAUGUGA